This is a messenger RNA of Vicia villosa (hairy vetch), 618 nucleotides long. RefSeq lists its product as uncharacterized. Lineage: Eukaryota; Viridiplantae; Streptophyta; Magnoliopsida; Fabales; Fabaceae. The record is from RefSeq and is a predicted model, not a curated record. Bases 1 to 618 code for a protein of 205 amino acids. The transcript has a single exon.
AUGGAUGGAAAUUCUUUAAGAAGUGUUCAUCCGGAGUUAUAUGAGGCUUCUCUCUUAAAAGGGGUAGUGGUUGGGGUGAUGGGAGGAUGGAUAGAUGGAAAUUGGGUUUGGGGUGAUCUCGACAUACCCGAAGCUUUUUUGAUGGAGAGGGGGUUGGAGGGGAAGAAUAUUUUAUUACUGGAGAGUUUAUCGCAAUAUGUAGGUCCGAAGGAGACUAUGGAGAACGAUGAUGUGUGGUGGAUUGGGAGUGAUGGAGCGGAUUUAUCUGUGGCAUCUUGUUAUGAAUUCUACGAGAGGAGCUUAAUACCUUUCGGACCUUAUGGCAAGCAUGAUGAGGCUUAUCGCCAUAUGUGGAAAGCCGAUGUGCCUUUUAAAAUUAAGGUGUUUGGUUGGAGACUUCUUCUUGAUAGGCUUCAUACUAAAGAGCUAUUGGUUCGUAGAGGUAUCCCUUUCCCUUUAGAAAAAUUUUGUUGUACAUUGUGUGAGUAUGGUGUAGAAAAUAGGAAGCAUUUCUUUUUUGGUUGUAGAGUGGUUAAAGAGAUUUGGAAUGAAAUAGCUCUUUGGGUGGGUAAAGUGGGUGGAGUGGAGGAUGAAUGUCUAUCGAAUUUUAUGGAUUGA